AUGAAAAGAGUGUACGAAAGUGGCUCCCAAAAAAGAAAAAGAAAGCAAGAAUUGGAAGAAGCUCAAAAGAAAUUAACAAAAAUUACAAAUUUUAUAAGUGCGAAGGAAAAAUCACAGGAAAUUGAAAACUCAAAUUCACAGGAUCCUACAUUUGAAGACGCUGAUUCAAAUUCAGAGAAAGCUGUAUCUACAAAUGAGAAAAAUCAAAUAAAUAAUGACAUGCCCAAUACCAAUAUUUCUUCAAAAUCGCUGCAAAAUAUUCAGUGUUCUGAUGUUGGUCUUUGGAGUCAUUUAUCUAAAACGGAUGUUGAUUACUGGAUUAAGAAGGGACCUUUAGACUGUCAACAUCGCAAUGGACCAUUUGAUAAAUCAAAGAGAGAAUUCACAAAUGCUUCUCGAUAUUGCUCUAAAAAUAUUUUUCAUGGAACAAAAAUUAACGGAGAAAAGUAUGAUAGAGAUUGGUUAGUUUACUCUCCUGCAACGGGAUGUGUUUAUUGUUUCGUAUGUAAAAUAUUUUCUGCAUCGUCAACAUCUCUUGCAAACGAAGGAUUUAGUGACUGGCGUAAUCUAAUUUCUAUUCAACAACACGAAAAUUCUGAAGACCACAGAAAUGCUUUAUUUUCAUUUUUAACGAGGAGACGUGAAUCGAAUUUGGAUUUGCAACUUGACAUGCAAGUUACUCAAGAAAAAGAAUAUUGGAAACAAGUUUUACGCCGAGUAAUAGACGUCAUUAGUACUCUAGCAGAACGCGGCUUAGCUUUCCGAGGAAGUGAAGAAAAAUUCGGCUCAUCAAAUAAUGGCAAUUAUUUAGGAAUCCUGGAACUGAUUUCAAGAUAUGAUCCAUUUCUUGCGACUCAUAUUGGACAAUACGGUAAUAGCGGUUCUGGAAAAUCAUCCUAUUUAUCAAAAACAAUAUGUGAUGAACUCAUCCAUUUGAUGGCCUUAAAAAUCAGAGAAUCAAUUUUACAAGAUAUAAAAACUGCAGGAUAUUUUAGUAUAUCUGUUGAUUCGACGCCAGAUUUAUCACAUAUUGAUCAAUUGGCUGUAAUUAUUCGAUAUGUCUCACCGGAUAAUGGAUUACCUAUUGAAAGAUUUCUAACAUAUCUUGACAUAAAAAGUCAUACUGGCGAAAAUUUAGCAAAGGUUGUCUUAACAUAUUUAACCCUUUCGCUACGGCAGUGUCGUCCGCCGAAGUGGAAUGCUCAUGCACAAGCUACUUCAGCUGUAGCUAGAGGUUACAAUGAAAUAAUUGCUGCUCUUUACCACAUUGCUGAAGAUGGAAAUGAAAGCGGGGAAUAUCGAAAUGAGGCUUCUGCUCUGAUUAACAUAAUGGAGGAGCUCGAAUUCGUCUUUAUGUUAGAAUUUUGGGAAAAAAUAUUAAAUGAGUUCGACAAAACAUCUAAAGCUCUCCAAAAUGCAGAAAUAACAAUAAGCACAACUGCAAAACUUUACUUUGCACUGUCUCAGUAUGUGCAAAACGUUCAGCAAGAUUUUGAUGACAUCGAGUCUCAGGCAAAAGGAAAACUUCCUGAUAUUGAUUAUAAAUCUGCGAGAAAACGAAAGAUAAAAAGAAGGAAGCAAGUUAAUGAUGUUAUUAUAACUAUUACUGUUAACACGAUCUCCGCUGUGACAGCCGAUCACGAAGUUAGCACAGCGAUAGAACCAAUCAGCACUUUGGAAAAGCGACAACAAUAA
Molecule: messenger RNA, 1695 nt
Organism: Solenopsis invicta (red fire ant)
Lineage: Eukaryota; Metazoa; Arthropoda; Insecta; Hymenoptera; Formicidae
Exons: 4
Coding region: 1-1695 (564 amino acids)
Source: RefSeq, a predicted model, not a curated record